This is a messenger RNA of Lineus longissimus, 7398 nucleotides long. RefSeq names its product phosphatidylinositide phosphatase SAC2-like. Gene Ontology annotation, molecular function: phosphatidylinositol-4-phosphate phosphatase activity. The coding region runs from base 64 to 3786 and encodes 1240 amino acids. Gene Ontology annotation, biological process: phosphatidylinositol dephosphorylation; regulation of endocytic recycling. The record is from RefSeq and is a predicted model, not a curated record. Gene Ontology annotation, cellular component: clathrin-coated endocytic vesicle; early endosome. Lineage: Eukaryota; Metazoa; Nemertea; Pilidiophora; Heteronemertea; Lineidae. The transcript is spliced from 17 exons.
ACGAAGAGGGAAUUUUGCAAUUUCGGAUAAGAAAACGUCGAAAUCUCUCACAUUUCUGCAAUAAUGGAGCUCUAUGAAGCAAGGGAUCAUUAUAUCAUUCAAGAUGGCAAUAAUUCACUUUGGUGUAACCGUUUUGACGGAGGCAUGUUUGCUGGGACGGCCAUGGAUCUGUGUUCUGCCUGGAACCCAGUAUGUCUUGGGCGGAUUUAUGGUGUCAUAGGAAAAUUUAGGAUUCUGCCUGAUGAUGAUUGGCGCCUUAUCCUAAUCCGGAACCAAAGUCACAUCGGCACUCUUCCAUGCGGCCAUCCCGUUUACAAAGUCACCCGAGUCGUCCUGCUGCCGCUCUCCAUCAAUGAAUGUACAGACUUGGAUAUAGAGUUGUGCAAAAAGCAUCACUUUGGCAUGCGAAAGACAGACAAGAUUAAUUCCUCUGAUGCACAGCAGAAGGCGCUGCAGAAAACCUGGAACCAAAUCAAGUCAGCCGCUGAGAAUGUCAAGCCAAAAAAGAAAGAGAUGCGAGAAAAGGAGAAGUUUGAGAAGCGAGUCCUUGAGGAGAUCUACAAAAUGUUUCACGACCUUGAUUCGUAUUACUACAGCAGGACAGGGGAUCUCACAAAUACCACCCAGCGGCAGCAUAGUCCUCAGUACGACGCCAGCCUGCCGCUGUGGAAGAGGGCCGACAAACGCUUCUUCUGGAACCAGCACAUGCUGCAAGAUCUUAUCACCAAAGAGGACCCCCUUGCUGACCACUGGAUAAUUCCUGUCAUCCAAGGCUAUGUUCAGAUGGAACAGUCAAAGCUCCAUUUCGACUUGAAAGGCUCCUUCCUGAAGCCCAAAGUUGUUUCAAAGGACCCUGUGGAAUUCACUCUUGGAUUAAUUUCCAGGCGAUCUUGGCAUAGGGCAGGCACGAGGAGCAGGCGUCGCGGUGUAGACAGCGGCGGCCAUUGUGCCAAUUAUGUCGAGACGGAGCAGAUUAUUGCGACACAUGACAAUAAACAACCGCACACGGUGGCGUUUGUUCAAGUUCGUGGAUCGGUGCCGGUGUUUUGGAGCCAAUCGGGUAUCAAAUAUCGCCCUCCUCCUAGGCUUGAUAAAGGUGAAAAAGAAACUCAGGAGGCAUUUGAAAAGCAUUUCACCGAAGAGUUGUCCAUCUACAAGAAGGUCCACAUUAUCAGCUUGGUUGAACUCGUCGGCCGAGAGAAGAUUAUCAGCGAUGCAUUCUUUAACCAUGUACUUGAGUACAACUCGCCAGAUCUGUCAUAUAUCACCUUUGACUUCCAUGAAUACUGCCGAGGGAUGAGGUUUGAGAACGUCUCAUUGCUCCUGGAAGGAAUCCGCGACAUUAUCAAGGACAUGAGAUACUGUUGGGUGGACAGGAAAGGUAUGAUCUGUGACCAGCAGGGUAUCUUCAGGAUAAACUGCGUCGAUUGUCUAGACCGGACGAAUGUCGUCCAAACCGCCAUUGCUAGAGUUGUCAUGGAGACACAGUGCCGCAAACUUGGUCUCCUCCCACCAGAUGAGAACUUGCCACGUAGUUGCCGCAUGACCUUCCAACAAAUGUGGGCAAAUAACGGGGACGCAAUAAGUCGACAGUAUGCUGGGACAGUUGCUUUAAAGGGUGACUACACCAGAACUGGGGAACGCAGACUUGCUGGUUUGAUGAAAGACGGUGCCAACUCCGUCAACAGGUACUAUCUGCGCUUCAAGGACGUGUAUCGCCAAGCUUCCAUCGAUAUUACUCUAGGAAAUCCAGUGGUUGAAGAGCUGAACUUCCUCAAAGCUCAGAAGCCACAGGAUGAGGUUGAUGGAGAGGAGGAUUCUCUCUGGAUGCAGGAGCAGGAGGAAAACAUGAAACAGCUGAUAACAGACUGCAAGAAGAUGCUGAUUGUGGAGCCGGAGACUUGUCUGGGAGGAUGGGGUGUCAUAGACUGUGAUAUUAGCUAUCAAAGCCUCAAAAGCCCCGGUGACCCUACUCAAGAGAUGGACACUAUAAUCUUACUCAGCCAGAGAGCAUAUUACAUAGUCAGCUUUGACGAAGAGAUGGAGAAGAUUUCCCAAUGCCACAAAGUUGGCUUGGAAAACUUGGAAAAGAUCGAGAUUGGCCCGGAACCCGCUGUCUUCAAAUCGAAAUAUUCGUGCAUCCGUAUCUUCUAUGGUUUCAAGGGACAGACGGGAUUCUUCCACACAUUCCGGGCAACAAAUACUCGACUCUUCAACAACAUCGUGAUCAUGAUUAAGAAUCAGGAGGAGGCUAAAGAAUCAUUGAGAGCCAUUGCAGAAUCCAUCAAUGCUGCAAGCAAACUGCACUACGACGAGGUUCCCAUCUGUGAAACUAAACUAGAAAGAAAAAAGUCGCGCCCACACCCUCACUGCAUGAACAUCAUGAGCCAGCUUGCAAAUUUGGACUGGUGCGAGUGUAAACUGAGCAUAUCGCGAGAAUCUUCAACAGGGGACGUACGCGCUGCCGCGGCCUCCAAUCAGCCAUCAACAACAAUGGCAAGUGUUCAGCGCACCUUGAACAUCAUCAAUCCAAUUCGGAGAAUGCGGAUGAUUGGGAGGCCGACGUCUGCUGACAAGAAGCGGGAGGCGGUCGUGCCGGAGUCUGGCAAGGAUGCCCCAGAUGCAAUGGACCAUAGUCCGUCGGAGUACACACCGUCGGAUAAUCAAAGCGAGGCUUCGGACUUGUAUCUAGAUUUGACGGAUGAUGAAAUACUGGCGGUGAGUUCUGUGGCAUUUCAGGACUUUCCCGAGGACGAUUUAGGAAUUCAUGGUUACAGGGAUGGGAAAGAUGACGAGGACGAGGUUGUCUUGCAUAGCUGCGGAAUAAUUGCUGCUCCCCAUGGCAGUCAAUUGACCAGCGGUUAUUUGAAUCGUUCAUUAGACAAGGACGAAGAUGCACACAAUGUGGUAGAGGGCGAGUUGCAGUUCGUCGAGGAUCAUUUUAGCAAUCAACCAGUCUCAAGGAAACGAGUGGACAAGAAGUCAAAAUUGACUGAGCAUUACAAACGUCAUUCUGUCGAGAUGAUGCGCUUUGCUGAACGUCUUGGGAAGGAGAUGUCACUCGAUUUUAAGACGGACAUCGAUAGCCCAGAUACGAUUGCAAAAAUUUCAGAAGAGACGCAUAUUGUGUCUGACAGUGGUGAUGCUAAGAACACAGCUAACAUCGGAGGUGAUGCUAACAUCUGUGGUGAAAUGCUAGGUGUGCCAAAUACAAAGGAAAAGCGACCAUCACAGACUUUUGAGGUCGUCGACGAUGAAAGCGGGUUUUAUGUUCUUCCUGACCAACCAGAAUUCCUCAAAGAUACAACUUUGGUGCCGCCCCAGUCAGAUAAGGGUGGUCCUGAUGGGAUUGCUGUGAGCUUGUCGACGGGAGUAUUAAAAUCUGAUAAGGCUACAAUUGUGGCCGGUGAGGCUGAUGACGAGUUUAUCAAAGAGCCAGUGUUGCCAGAAUCGUGCGAAAAACGACUCGUUAAAUUAGGACACUCGAAUAUGAAGACAUCAUUCAGUGACGGGUCCAUAUCAUAUCACACAGAAUCUGAGGAGAUCAGCCUCAACCCAGCGAAGCAAGAAUUCUCCUUAGGUAAGCUGCGGGUUCAAAUGCCGAAAAUCUCCUUGCCCAACUUCCAGGGACAACGGGCACAGCGCCAACAACGUGUUGACGAUGACAUUGAAGAAAUCAAGAGGUUGAAAAUGGGGCAGCGUCCGUGUCAAACUCGCAUAAUGAAUAUCAAUGAGGAAUACGUGGCCAAUCUUGCCCAUGAUGUGAACGAUAUCAGUUUCAUGUAAAGUGUGGUCUCUUUCUUGUUUGAAUCUCUAAAUUCAUAUUCCGGUACUGGUACUUUGAAGUCAGGAUUGUUUGAUCUUGGAUUAUCACCAAAAGGUUAAUAGUUUUUGGUUAGAAGAACUUCAAAAUGUUUUCAUGGGCUUUAUACCUAACCGGUUGAAGAUAAGAGACCUUGGGUAUAAAGAUUUUCUUUGAACGUGGUACAAUAUUGUACUUGUUGAGGUAUCAAGAACAUUGUUCCUUUGAUUGCGCCCAUUUAUAAAGGCAAGUAAGACCUGCAAUUUUGCUGUUAUAUCGGUUAUGAUCUACCUACCCUAAGGGGAAGUGCCGACUCAGUGGUUAACCUGACUGAUCUGAGCUUCACUCUGAGUGGGAUCUUUGGACUAUCAUGACUGUGGCAAUUUUGAUUAAACCUUUAAUCCACUUGUGUGAAGAGGGUAUCUUGCCUUGAACAUUUUUAAACCUGGCUGAUCUGAGCUUCACUCUGAAAGGCAUUGUUAUACUGUUAUGACUCCGCAGUGAUUUCGAUUCAAGAUAUGCUAAAUGUAUCUGGGAUUGAACAUUUAUCGGAUGUGUUUUUCAAUUAAAUCAAUAUUUCAACUUCACACAUUUCUUUUAUAUACUUUGAUGGCAUUUAUAAUGUUCAUAUGUGACCCGUUCCAGCAAAACCAAUCGCAUGUCGCUCUGAGCUUGGCAGGUUGAGACAGACUGUUGGUUCAUGUCACUGUUGUCUGCCUUUUGUGAAAUCUGAGGAUAUCAAUUUCUUUUAUUAUCUCCUGGUGUCAUCUAGGCUCAUCUUAUGUGCGACAUGCGACUGGUUUUGCUAGAAGGGGUCUCAUAUGGUCAAAUUUAAACUUAUAAGAAAUGAACUCAUUGAAAUCCACUCAUUGUAAGAAAACUGUGUUUGUCAGUUGCAGAAGAUGAUUGCUUUUGUGAAGUAGUCAGUGGUCAAAAGUAAGUGUUUGUUCAUAAGAGUACAUGUACAGAGAAAUAGAAUUUGUGUCAUUUCGCUGAAGUAAUUGUCCCCUGCUUUGUACACUUGUCAAGAUUGACCAGUGUUAUCCAUGCAGUCUCUUUUUCAUCUUCAUGCGUUAGAAUUAGUGUCCAUGCCACAUAGUCUCCAAUGUUUUGUUUUCAAUCCAACAUGUCUAACUCAAUUCGUUGUGUUUUGCCUCAAGCCUGCCAAAUAUACAAUUGUUUUCUUUUUUCUGGGUUUUUAUGCCCAGCUUAUAAUGCUGAAAUCACUUUAACGUGCAAAGAUUCUGAGCCUGCUUCUGAGAAUACUUGUCUUACAUGUUUCACUUGUAAUUAAAAGUGCUGCACCAUCACUUAUGUUUGCACUGUUUCUGAAGAUUCCAUGGAACGCAACUCUUAUACCCUUGUUAUAUGUCCAAUGGCAAAACUACUGAAUGAAAUCCAUGCAGCUGUCAGUGGUUCUACAUAAAUGCUGAAUCUCCCAGCUUCAUUAGCUGUGGAUCUUGCCAUACUGAGUGAUGUAAUGUCUCUAUUCAGAUGUUUACGUCGGUCAUUUCAUUUUAGGUAUUGAUGACUUACAGAAAUGGUAGGGGCCUACAUAGCCUCAUGGUUGAAGGACUUGAUACCACACUGGAGUUAUUGAUUGUUUUACUGAGCCUUAUGAAGGUGGAGCUAAAGUAGCCUACAGUGGAACCUCCCUUAGCGGACACCUCUCUAUUAAGGACAACCUCUCUAUUAAGGACACUAGUUUUGGUCCCAAAUUGCUUGUUUCCAUUCAAUUUGACCUCUAAUCAGGACACCUCUCUAUUAAGGACAGCAUUUGUCAGUCCCGAGGGUAUACUUAACAGAGAGGUUCUACUGUAUGUGAAUUGCAGGCGAAACCCAAGGUGCUUUGGCAUAUCACCUCCACCAGAGGGGUUUGGUGAGACAGCCAAAAGCGACCUUGAGGUAUCAGUUCAUAUUCUAAAACACUUCAGACUAUAACAUUGAAAUGUUAUGUUAUUUGCUUUUAAAGGUAUUUGAAGAAGAUUAUCAGUUCAUACAAACCCAAGCAGUUUGUUGUGACCAAAAACCAUUGGGGCCGAAAAGAGGCCCGAUGCAUUUUCACAUUGUAAAACAAGUGUUUUAGAAUUCAUACCUGAAAAUCUUGAGGACUAAGAUUCGAUCAGAUUAGUUGUCAAUGUCAUAUCAACCUUGUUAUUUCUUGCAUGUAAUUUAUUGUAAUUGGUAAUUGAUCGAGUGUAAAUAAUUAUGAAUAAUGAGUAUUGUGAUCUAGAUUGACAAAUUGUGAUAUUGUGAUGUUUGUACCAGUCAUCUGCCGAUUGCGAGGGAUCCAGUUGAUAAACAUCUCUGACACUGCAAUUGCACCAACUUCCAAGUCUCUCUAGACUAUUAUAAUGUCAGUUCCUAAUAUUUCAUGGCCUGUCAAUGGAAAAAGCAAACAAGACUUAAAUAAUGCUCUCCUCCAGAAUUGACAUUCUUGCCCCGAGAAAAAUUAUGUCUUGAUUUGGAUUCAAACCACUGAUCUUUAGAUCAUGUAGAUUUAAAGGGAACUGGAACCGCCGAGCGAUUUAUUCAACUUUUCGACUUUCACCGCCCGAGAAAGUCAAACUUCCAACUUCCUAUUCGAGUUCAGAUUUGUAGCUCCGCCCCCAGUGCCCGAGCAUGCGCAGUUCAAUUUGUUAUUAUUGAGAAUCAUGUGAGAAUCACGUGAGUCAUGCGAUCUUUCAUUCAUGAGUUUUCGUAGUAAAUUCCAUAGUAGUGACGUCACUCAAUGAUUGACAGCUAGGCGCCAUGUUUCAUUCAUGCCUCGUUGUGAUCACCCGAUACACGGGAAAUGAAAACGAGGUCAUACGAACUGGCUUGGCAGUUUCAGUUCCCUUUAAUGCUGGACUGACGCUUUUGCUCCCCCACUGGACCCCUUCAGAUAGCAGCUGAAUUUAAACAAAUCAUAUUCAUCUUGUGAGUUUAGUGAAUGUUUAGCACUAUGACAUGUGUAAUUGUAUAUGUGUACAAAUUAUGUCUUUGAAUUUGUGACUUUGGAAAUUAGGGUGUUAUUUCAAUAAGGACAAAAUAGGAUGCAAGAUAAAGACGCUUAUGUUGGAUUUUAUGACGCUUUGAAAGUUCGAUAUCUCAAAAUCAUCAUGUUAAUUGCUGUAUAAAGCUUCAAAUAUUUGACACUUUUAUGCCUAUCAUACAUGUUUACCUUUAAAUUCAAUACAGUGGGGGUCCUCAUUGUUAUUACAGGGCUGGUGGUUCAACCAUCUCUCUGAUACUAUUGUCACUGACUUAGAUUUAUUCUUAUCAAUGAUAAUUACUUUUUGUCAGUGUUUUGAAGUCAUAUCAAAAUCAAUCAUUGUCUAAUUCAUCGAUGGAACUUUUGACUUUCUAUGACCAAGAACAUUAAGCUGGGCUUGUGAAGCAGCAUGCAUGCAGGGAGCAGUGGAUCCCUUUUUUGAGAAAUAAGCAAAUUUUGAGACAACGUUUUCAAUUGUUUGUGAGCUAUGCAAGACGAAAUGGCUUUAAGUGCUUUGAUUGUGGAGUUUGGCAGAGGGGGUAUUUUGUUGGUAGGGUUUAUUUUAGAAUUAUAUAUCAGUGAUUUCAUAUUGUAGCCAUGCAGCAUAAUAUGACAGUGUUUC